Messenger RNA from Phoenix dactylifera (date palm), 1742 nucleotides. RefSeq names its product BES1/BZR1 homolog 4 (gene BEH4). Gene Ontology annotation, biological process: DNA-templated transcription; brassinosteroid mediated signaling pathway. Lineage: Eukaryota; Viridiplantae; Streptophyta; Magnoliopsida; Arecales; Arecaceae. The record is from RefSeq and is a predicted model, not a curated record. Gene Ontology annotation, molecular function: DNA-binding transcription factor activity.
UAUAAACCUCCGUUGCUUUCAGUCGCGGCCUAUCUCGGACUUCCCUGGCUUUCAGCUAACUUGGCUGGGCGGUCGGCAAGCUCCGGCGACCUCCCCGGCGUCGGAAACCAAACCGUUUUUCGCUUUCUAAUCUCUUCUAUUCGAUCCCUUCCUUUCCUCUUCUCGAUUCUCUGUAUCUUAAGAUCCAGGAUCCACCAGUUUUCCGGUGGUUUUCUGUAGGCAAUCGCCAUGAAACUGGAUAUCUAAGGCCAUAUCGGGCAUCUCCUUGGAGAAAUUUUUCCUCCAUUUGAGUCAGAUCCUGUAUCGCUGCCGUUACCGGGUGUUAUUCCGGUCCGCGGACGCGGUUUUCCGUGCAGUAGCGAUUUCUCCAUCGGCGGAGAAGGUUUUUCGUUUGAUCUAGUGAAAGAGAGAUGCCAUCCGGGACGAGGCUACCGACGUGGAGGGAGAGGGAGAACAACAAGAGGAGGGAGCGGCGGCGGCGGGCGAUCGCCGCGAAGAUCUUUGCGGGGCUCCGCAUGUACGGCAACUACAAGCUCCCGAAGCACUGCGACAACAACGAAGUCCUCAAGGCCCUUUGCAACGAGGCCGGCUGGACCGUCGAGGAAGACGGCACCACUUACCGGAAGGGAUGUAAGCCAGUUGAGCGCAUGGAUGUUGUUGCCGUAGGGGGCUCAGUUUCACCGAGCCCAUGCACAUCUUACCAGCCAAGCCCUCGUGCAUCCUAUAACCCUAGCCCGGCCUCAUCCUCCUUCCCAAGCCCAUCCUCCUCUUACAUCACCAAUGCUUACAAAGGAACAGAUGGCAAUUCCCUCAUCCCUUGGCUCAAGAACCUCUCCUCAGCCUCCUCCUCCACAUCCUCCUCGAAGCUCCCCAACCCCCACCAUCUCUUCAUACAUGGAGGCUCCAUCAGUGCCCCUGUAACCCCUCCACUAAGUUCCCCAACUGCUCGAUCACCUCGCAUUAAGACCGACUGGGAUGACUCAGCAGCCCAGCCACCUUGGGCAGGUGCCCAGUACACUUUCCUGCCUUCCUCCACCCCGCCAAGCCCUGGCCGUCAGGUCCUUCCUGAUCCUGCAUGGCUUGCAGGGCUCCGCCUCCCAUCUGGGGGUCCUUCAUCGCCCACCUACAGCCUUGUCUCUUCGAAUCCAUUUGGCUUCUUCAAGGAGGCAUCGGCCGGUGCAGGAUCGUCCAGAAUGUUGACUCCAGGACAGAGCGGGACGUGCUCUCCUGUGCCAGGUGGAGGACAUGCAGAUGUUCAGAUGUCCGAUGGCAUUUCGGAUGAGUUUGCAUUUGGGAGCAGCAGCAAUGGCGAUCUUCCAGCAAAUGGGUUGGUGAAGCCCUGGGAGGGAGAAAGGAUCCAUGAGGAAUGUGCAUCCGAUGAGCUGGAGCUUACCCUUGGAAGCUCAAGGACCAGAUCUGGUGCCUGACCAGCAUUCAAGAUCAUAAACAUCUCUUUCUCCUGUUUCUGUUAAUGUGCUGCUAAUAGAGAGGUAGAGAGGGUUCAAGAUGCCAUCAGUAGUUUCUCGUCCCCUUUCAGGAGAUUGAAAUAGGUUAAUUCUGUUUCAAAAAACAGUGAAUCUGAGUUAUGCCCUAGAGAGUGCGGUAGAAGGAAUGGCAAAAAUUAGAAGUUUCUGAGAAGAAUGAGGGGACUAGGGACAGGGUAUUGUGAGUAAGGUUCGUGUGGAAUUCUUUUUGCUGUUUUAACAUUAUAUUUUAGAUUACAUGGAUUUACUUUUACCACC